Messenger RNA from Aphidius gifuensis, 3178 nucleotides. RefSeq names its product protein mini spindles-like. Gene Ontology annotation, cellular component: microtubule plus-end; kinetochore; centrosome. NCBI's taxonomy places the organism in Eukaryota, Metazoa, Arthropoda, Insecta, Hymenoptera, Braconidae. Gene Ontology annotation, molecular function: microtubule plus end polymerase activity; microtubule plus-end binding. The record is from RefSeq and is a predicted model, not a curated record. Gene Ontology annotation, biological process: establishment or maintenance of microtubule cytoskeleton polarity; mitotic spindle organization; centrosome duplication. The coding region runs from base 156 to 1985 and encodes 609 amino acids. The transcript has 3 exons.
UUGUGUGUUGUUCUAAAUUGUUGAGACAAAUGACAUAUAUUAAUUAUUAAAAUUAAUCAUUGAGUUAAUUAAUUCUGGUUGAAUUUAAAUUAAUUAAUUGUCUUCUUGAUCUAGCUAAAUAUACAUUAUACACUGAGACAAAUUUAAAGAAUAAAAUGGAGAUGGAAAUUAUGGACGUUAAACACAUCAAAUAUUUUUGUCUUUACGAGACACAUGUUGUUCGUUUUCGUGGAUUUAUUAAUUGCAUUAAGCUAUUUAAUAACAUUAAUAAUGAAGAAUCACCAGUUUGGCAAGAAUUUAUAAAUUUAAUAAAAAAUUUUGUUACUGAAAAUCAUGAAGCAACCAAGAAAAAAGGCCUAGAAGCUGCUUUGCUCUUUGUAGAAAAAGCAUCAUGUGCUAAAGAAAUUGUCAAUGAAGUUGUUCCAGAAGUAAUCAAGUGUUUUACAAUACCAAAUGAUGAAAUUAAAAAUUUAUCAAUUGAACUUUUAUUGUCGUUUAUAAAAAUUGGACAAUAUGAAAUUGUUGAAAAUGAACUUUUAAUUGGAUCAGAGUCAGAUGAUCUUCAAAUUGUUGCUUGUUGUAUCAGUACACUUACAAUAGCUCUUCAACAAUUUGAUACAAUAAUAAUAAACUCAAGUGUCGUGAUAGAAAAAUUGCCAGAGUUUUUAGAAAAUCAAGAUGAAUCAAUUCGUUGGAAAGCUAUUGAGUUGACAGUUGAAUUGUAUCGUUUGUUUGGUUCUGCAGUAAUAGACUGUCUGAAUAUGAUGGAUAAUCAUAUGAUGGUUGAAUUGGUUGAUGAAUUAUUAAAAUUGGAUAAUACGGAUUAUGUUCGUUCAUCUCAAAAUACAAAAUCGAAAAAUUCGAUAGUACAACAUGAUAAUAAUAACAAUAAUAAUGGUGAUGAUCAAGACUUAAUGUAUGAAGUUGAUGAAGAAGUUGUUGAUAAAAAUAUUCAAAAUAAUUAUGAGAAUCAUCAGGACAUUUUAAACGAUGAUAAUCAAGAUAAUACAAGUGAAAAUAAUCAAGAUGAUACAAGUGAACAUAAUCAAGAUGAUACAAGUGAAAAUAAACAAGAUAAUACAAGUGAAAAUAAACAAGAUAACACAAGUGAAAAUAAUCAAGAUAAUAAAGAUUCUCAAGUUGACAGUGUUGUCAAGAUUCAUAAUAAUAUUUCUGAUGAAAAUAGUCCAGGUACUUCUGUUGAAAAUUAUAAAGUAUCACCUUCUGAUAAAAGCUAUCAAGAACACACUAAACCUGUUGAAAUUGUUGAUGUAAUUGAUCCAUAUGAUUUGAUUGAUCCAGUCAAUAUUCUAUCGAAGCUACCACCUGAUUUUCAUAUAAAACUGUUAACAUAUUCAUUUCCUAUUCAAAAAACUGCCUUGUUAUAUCUUAAAGAUUUAACAGAAAAACAUAAAAAAUUAGAAAGUGGAGUCUAUUUUUAUAUUAUUGGAUCUUUAAAUAAUAUAAUAUCCAAUGAAGGUUAUAACUACGAACUUAUAAUUCUUGCUGCAAAAUGCGUGAUUGGAUUGGCAAAUGGUUUGAGACAAAGAUUUCAAAUUCACUCUGCUAAUUGCCUUUCGGUUGUUUUUAAUAAAUUCAGAAUGCAAGAACCAUGUAUUGUUGCUAUUUUACGUGAAACAGCUGAUGCUAUUUAUCAAUCAAUGAAUAUUGAUAGUAUUUUGGAAAUUGUCGUUAUGGCAUUGAACAAUAAUUGGAAUGCAUCAAUAAAAAGUGAAAUAGCUGGAUUUAUUUCAAGAUGUUUAACAACAACUCCAGCAACAAGUUUGAAUAAUAAUUUAUUGAGAAUUUAUACUCAAUCAUUAAUAGGUUUAUUGGACGAUCGUAGAGUUUAUGUUAGAAAUAGUGGCAUUGAAACUUUAGGAAAAUUCAUGAGUAUUGUUGGUGAUAAAAAAAUCAUGCCAUUUUUAAGUAACUUACAUCAAAAAACAAUUGAUAAUAUCAUAUACUUAUCUCAAAGAAACUAAUGAGCUAUCAAAAAUCAAGAAAACUAAUCUAUUUUUUAUUAAUAUUUUUUAUCAUUUGUUUAUUAUUUUUCUUUUACAUAUGUUAAAUUAUUAACACAAAUAAUUUUAUCAUUUGAAUCAGUUAAACAGAUGUUAUCUGUUGUAAAAAAAACUGAGUAAUUUUUUGUUGGAUAAUUAAUUGGAAUAAAAAUUUCCAAAUUGCGUUUCAUUAUUGUUUAAAAGUAUAAUAUUUGGCACAUUUUUAUUCAUGCAUUGAUCAAAAUAUUCAAGUGUGCUAUUUAAUGAUUUAUCAAGAUUAUUAUUAAUUUCAUAAACUGUUGCAUUGUAAUCAUUAUAAAUUAUAUUCAUAAUUUCUUCACACUUGAUUGCCUCGAAAUCAUCGUUAUAUUUUGGGCCUCGCCAGUUUAUCUACAAAUUAAAAAUUAAACAAUUAAAUAUUUAAAUUAGAAAAUUGACAUAAAAAAAAAUACUAACUGAGUCUAAAAAUUCAGUAAUUUUUAUUUUAUAUUUAACACCACAUUUUUCUGCUUCGUCUUUUGAUAAAUUUAAACAGAAAUUUGUAUGUCCUUCGUUUUUUCUGCAAGAUGCUUUUUUUUUUAAUUCCAUGAUACAAUUGUUAUUAACUCUAUUGUUUAUUUCAUUCAUCAAACAAUCUUUAUCAAAAUCAGUGUCAUCAAUCUAUUGUUAAACAAUAAUAUUAAAUGUUUUUAUAAAUAAAAUAAUUUAUAGUUUAGAAAGUAAUUGUUUUAUACUUACAAAACGAGAUUCAACUUGAUUUUUUUCUUUUAUAAAAAUUAAAGUUAUCAAAAAUAAUAAUAAAAUAAUUUUAUUCAUUGCUGGAUUGAACUUUUAACGAUGAUGACUUUCACACAAAUGAAUAAAAAGUGAUCAACAUUAUCUAGAAUAUAUAAAUAAAAUAGUGUAUUUAUAAAAAUUAAUCAUAGCUAUCAUUAGUUGGAAAAAUAAAAUAUUUUUAUAACUUGAAUAAAAAAAAAAAAUAGCCUUGAACGAUAUAAGGAAAUAAAUAAUUUUUUUAUAAACCAAAUAAUUAAUUGUUUAUUAUUAAAUAUACAAUAAUAAUAAAAUAAAAUAAUUUUUUUAUAAAUUAAAAACAACAUGUGGAUAUUUAUAAAUUUCAUUUUUAAUAUUUUUUUUAUGUUUAUAAUUUUAUAAUAAACAAUUUUCUUUUGAAA